Messenger RNA from Geodia barretti, 2523 nucleotides. Lineage: Eukaryota; Metazoa; Porifera; Demospongiae; Tetractinellida; Geodiidae. The record is from the annotation of a GenBank genome assembly.
AGCUAUAAUACGUGAGGGAGAUGUCUACUGCUGUCGUCAUAUCGGUCAACUACGGACCUCUACUGCUCAUCUUCUCGGUCAUACUCGUCUCUAAACUACUCCGCAGUGUUCUAACCCAGCUCUCCUCCUGGGCUCUGCGGCAUGUGGUGCCACUACCUGCAUGUUUGGGGCGGACAAGAAGUGAACUGGCCCACCUGAAGAGGGAAAUUGCAGCUGUGAGCAUCGCUGAUGAUUUCGCGGUACAUUCGAGACUGAAACGACAGCAGAUCACCAAGGAGACAGAGCUGAGUAUGAUUGAGGGGGAAUAUCGAAACACUAUUCUCAAGAAACAGGCUUUAGUGGAAGCACUGGCAACUAUUUUGCUGGUAAUUCUACUCUUGGAGUUGCUACCGAUUAUGGUGGUAAUUUACUGGAGGAGUGUGCCAGUUGUUGUACUGCCUGAACACACCAUGUGGCCCCUCGGUGGGGUGGUCCGGUUCCCAACCCAGACGGCAGGUGGUGUGGGUUCUCCGAUAUGGGCACUGUGUUCCCGGCAAGGCCUGCGAGCUCUUGCUACCUUACUCUCUAAAAAAUGACACUGCCAAUCAAUAGCCAAUUUCCUUCGCUUCCAGUUUGAAAUGUUAUUUGAACUAUACAAUAUGUGGACUGAGGAAGAACACUUUCGUCUCUCAGUCUCACUUCCUCCAAAAAUAAAGCAGGUUUUCGUUCCCUGCUCUCAUCCUCAUGUCGUGCAUAAUAUCGUCGUCGUACAUUUGAAUAUGUGUUAUGGUACAGAGGACGUUGGUGUUGAUGUGAGUUCUACUAUAAUAUACAACAGAAUGAGAAUACAAAAAUUAGAAGAGGGCUAGGCUGCUACAAAAGAGGCACGGGGUGAGUGAGGUGUGCAGCUAGGGGCAAAACGCCACUAGUUUUGUGGGUCAACUCAAGGGUCAGGGGUCAGGGGUGUACGAACUAUCGGAGGAAUCCCCUUGUUCUUUGCCGGGCAGCUGCACAGUAGACGGAGCCGCCCGGCGUUCCUUCUCCUGCAGAACUCCGUUUCUUGACACGAGGGACGCAAUGUUUCCCCCCGCUUCCCCAUCACUGCUCGAUGCUUCAAACGAGACCAGAUGGAACUCUGGCACUGGCUCCGUCUCGGUUGCUUUCUUCCGCCGUGGUGCAGGGUCCUCUUUCGGCUUUUCCACUUUCUUUGGCCGACCCCUCUUUCGUUUCGGUGGCUGUGUUGGAGCUUCUUUGGUCUGUGGUGGAUCUACUUUGGCCUGUUUCGCAGGCGACGGUCCAUUGGUAUCACGGACAGUGUUCUUUUUCGGUCGACCCCUCUUUCGCUUCGGUGGUUGUUCGGUUUGACCAUCCAUAGUCUCUUUUGGUACAUCCACAGUGGUCUUUGUCUCUUUUGGCACGUCCACAGUGGUCUUGGUCUCUUUUGGCACGUCCACAGUGGUCUUGGUCUCUUUUGGCACAUCCACAGUGGUCUUGGUCUUGGUCUCUGUGGCAACAACCUUCUUUGGUCGACCUCUCUUCCUCUUUACGGGAGGAGUGUCACUAGCUUUAGCAACUGACUGUUUGUCCUGUGCGUUUGUGGCAGCUGGUUUCUGGGCGCCGUCUGUACCCUCGGUUUUCGCCUCCAUCUUCUUCGGCGGUGCGGCAGCAGCCACAGCUGGCACCUUCUUGGGUCGCCCCCUCUUUCUUUUCACAGGGCUCGGCGGAGCCUCGCUUGGCGCCUGCUGCGGUGGAGCCUCGGAGCUAGCUGCCGUCUCCCUGGCUUGCCUUCUCGCUGUUCUUUUAGUGUUAACGUCUGUGGCGGCCGCGGCUUCGGGUUCGGGGAGUUGUUCGCCAGCUGGCACUGGGUUCUUCUUCGGCCUCCCGCGACCUCUCUUAGGGGUGUUCUGGUCUGGCGGUGAGUGCUUCCUCGGCCUGCCCCGUCCUCUCUUUGGCUUGCUGGGCUCCUUGGGCGGUUUUGGCGCGUUUUCUUUCUCGCUCGGAGCCGAAGCCGCGGGCGCUUUCGGCCUGCUGGCAAAGGGAUCUUCAAGGUGAGCGAGGGAGGAGAAAGAGUCGGAAUCCACCACGGGAGAGGCGACGGGCGAGUCGAGAUGCGCCAUUUUUUGCCACACCAAAAGAAACGAGCGCGAGAGUUGCUAGUCUAUAUACGCUAAAAUAAUACACGUGUAUAGGGAAUGGGCGUGGUUUAAUUCAAAAUGCCAUCUCUCCUAAGUACUACAGUACUAGUUCUUCGAUGUCGUCUGGUUCAGAAAUAACAGCUCCUGGCAUGACGUCAUGACUUCUCAUAGCUGUAGUGUCCACCUUGGGUCGCCGCGGUAGCAAACCACCUCUGCUAAUUGAAGGGGAGGCCUCAGGAAUAAAGUGUUCGGUUGUAAUCACUUCUGCUAGAGGUGGGUGUGGCUUAUGGUUGGGGGUGGAGUCUGUGUAAUUGGGUCUAGUAGCUCUGCGACCGAAUGAAGGAUUAUACCCAGUUUUCCUCUCUUCUCCUUGAGUCAGAGCCUUCCCCGGUUCCGUCAGAAAUGUGUU